Molecule: messenger RNA, 842 nt
Organism: Rotaria sp. Silwood2
Lineage: Eukaryota; Metazoa; Rotifera; Eurotatoria; Philodinida; Philodinidae
Source: the annotation of a GenBank genome assembly
AUGUCAUCUCUAUCGUUUGAAGUGAAUACUGAUUAUAUGAGAAUGGAUGAAGUAGUGUAUUUUAGUGGAGUAUGCGAUUUAUUUCGAUCUGAUUUGGUAAAAUAUGUACAUCUUCCAAUACCAUUGUACAAAACAAAAAAAUAACUUGAACGACAGAAUAUUUCAUGACUAAGUAAUCUCUUUUUUUUGAUAUUAUCUGGAUGUUCUACUUUAUGGUUUCUUGUAUAAACGGCUAAUCCACAUUUUUGAAAGAGUUUUGUGUCGAUGACUAGGCGGGUUGAACCACCCAAACUAAUGAAAAGAUUAAUAGAUGCAUAAAAAGUUAUAACCCAAGCGUGAAACAUUCGAUCAAUGAAUUUAUUUUCAUUAUUGUUCACCUGUAUUGAAAGAGUUAUAUCCUUCAUUUAAGCAAAUUGUCAUCUAUCAUACACUAAACUACUUCAUACUACGAUAUUGUUCUUCCCUAUGUAUAUAUCUCUCUAUUCUCUCUCCAUAGUUCUAAUCUAUAUUCAUCUAUCUAUACACUUCUCUCUUGUAUAUAUACUUGUGGCAUAUGUGAAGUAGUUACACUCUGGAUAUGUGAAGUACCUGAAUAAACAUCAUUGCCGAGAGUGGCGGAAAGCUACUCAUCCAGUUCGUCGUUACAAUUAUAUAACACAUGCACGAUACGAUAAAGUUGUAUGAUAUUAUUCCCGUGUAGGCUUUUUUUUUAUCUCUCUUCUUUUCAUCUUCUUGUUGUUUUUUUUCGUCUUUUGGUUAUUUUAUACACUUUUUGUGAAACACGAUCUGAAAGGAGUGUUGAAGUGUUCAGGGGUAGAAAUUUGGACCCCUCCCCCCCCCCA